Messenger RNA from Leptosia nina, 885 nucleotides. Lineage: Eukaryota; Metazoa; Arthropoda; Insecta; Lepidoptera; Pieridae. The record is from the annotation of a GenBank genome assembly.
AUGCAAUGCGCCGGCAAGCGGAUGUAUACGGAAUACAUAAAAUUAUCUCCAGUAUCCUCCGCCCAACGGGAGCUGGGCAAAGGCAACACAUCAGCGACCGCACCACCAGCCGCCGAUAAUGCUAUCCGGUCUGGGGCCAUGGAGACCCCUAGGCCCACGCCCAGGACGGGGCCACACUUUGACCUCGCCGCGUCCAAAAAUGUCACGGCGUUGCUGGGCAAGACUGCCUAUUUGAAUUGUCGAGUUAAGAAUUUAGGCAAUAAAACGCUCAACAUGCAAGUGUCGUGGGUGAGGCAUAGAGACAUUCACCUACUCACUGUUGGGAGAUACACUUACACGAGCGACCAGCGGUUUCGCGCGAUACAUCUACCGCAUUCUGAAGACUGGACUUUACAGAUAAAAUACCCGCAGCAUAGAGACUCGGGUAUCUACGAAUGUCAGAUAUCCACCACGCCACAUAUGAGCCAUUUUAUACAUUUAAAUGUCGUCGAACCCACGACGGAGAUAAUUGGCGGGCCGGAGCUGUAUAUCGAUCGGGGCAGCACUAUAAACUUAACAUGCGUGGUUCUCUACUCGCCCGAACCACCGGCGUACAUUUUCUGGAACCAUAAUGAUGCGAUAAUAAGCUACGACUCGCCACGAGGGGGCGUCUCAGUAGUGACAGAGAAAGGCGAGACGACAACAUCGUUCCUUCUCAUCCAGCAAGCGAGGCCAUCUGACUCGGGCACCUAUCAAUGCAACCCCAGCAAUGCUCAGUCGAAGAGCGUCGUAGUACAUGUACUCAAUGGUGAGUACCCGGCGGCGAUGCAGCGCGGCGGGCAAUCCUUCUCACCGCAUACCCACUGCGUUCUACUUGCUUCGACGCUGUUCCUAGCCGUGUCUUGA